Molecule: messenger RNA, 8897 nt
Organism: Hemicordylus capensis (graceful crag lizard)
Lineage: Eukaryota; Metazoa; Chordata; Lepidosauria; Squamata; Cordylidae
Gene: NR3C1
Product: nuclear receptor subfamily 3 group C member 1
Exons: 9
Coding region: 280-2586 (768 amino acids)
Biological process (GO): nuclear receptor-mediated glucocorticoid signaling pathway; regulation of DNA-templated transcription
Cellular component (GO): nucleus
Molecular function (GO): zinc ion binding; nuclear glucocorticoid receptor activity; DNA-binding transcription factor activity
Source: RefSeq, a predicted model, not a curated record
GAGGGGCUGCUCGCUGGGGUGGUGGUGGCGGCGGCGGCGGCGGCAUCUGGGUGCGUGUGCGUGGGGAGAGGGAGGUGGGCGGGCGGCGGCGGCUGCUUUCCUCCUCAUCUGCAAAGGGGCGGCUGCUCUCACCCCCACCGCACACCCAAUCCCGUUGCCCCGUAACUCUCCUUCCUUCCAGUGCUCACCAAGUUGUUUAUUUGCCUCGCUUCUUGCUGGAGCGAUGGAAGUUGGCGGUUAAAGGAGCCCCAGCGCCCCCACUGGAUAAGUAUUAAAAUAAUGGAGCCCAAAGAAUCAUUAACAUCCUCAGGAGGGGAGGAAGCAGGGAAAAGUGCUCACUUCCGUGACAAAGGAGGGAUUGUGAUAGACUUUCAUCCACCCUUUAGGGGUGGAGCUGUCAAGACUCCUGCAACUACAUCUCCCUUGCCCACCUCUUCUCAGUCUGACUCCAAGCAACAGCCUGUUCUGUGUGACUUGUCAAAGGGAGUAGGAAGCAAUGUGCCACAGCCAGAUCUCUCCAAAGCAGUGUCACUGUCAAUGGGAUUGUAUAUGGGUGAGACAGAUGCAAAAGUGAUGGGAAACGAACUUGGAUUUCCACAGCAGGGCCAAAUCAGUCUCUCUUCAGGAGAAACUGAUUUCAGGCUUCUUGAAGAAAGCAUUGCAAGCUUGAAUAAGUCUUCUAGUUUGGUAGAAAGCUCAAAGGGUGCACCAUCUGUUGAUGUACCCCUAGAGACAACGUUCCCAAGCAUGGCUAGUCAUGAUCUCACUUUAGAGCAAGGGGCUUUAGUGCAAGGCCAGGUUGGUACCAAUGGUGGUAACUUAAAGCUGUUUCCUGAAGACCAAAGCACCUUUGAUAUUCUGCAGGAUUUUGAAUUGCCCCCUGUAUCUCCAGGAAAAGAAACAAAUGGAAGUCCUUGGAGAAUGCUGGAUGAAGGUAGCUUGCUUUCACCUCUGGAUGCAGAUGAGGGUUUUCUCUUGGAAGGAAAUGAAAUGGAGGACUGUAAACCUCCUGUUUUACCAGACACUAAGCCUAAAAUUGAUGAGCAUGGGGAUCUUUUACCCAUUCCCACAAUGCAAAUACCACAAGUGAAGACUGAAAAGGAAGAUUUUAUUGAACUGUGUACCCCUGGGGUAAUAAAGCAAGAGAAAAUCAGCCCAGUUUAUUGCCAGACUAAUUUUUCUGGAUCAAAUGUGCUUGGAAAUAAAACAUCAGCCAUUUCUAUUCAUGGCGUCAGCACUUCUGGAGGACAAAUCUACCACUAUGACUUGAACACAGCAUCCGUCUCUCAACAGCAGGAUCAGAAACCAGUUUUUAAUGCCAUUCCAUCUCAUCCUGCUGGUUCAGAAAAUUGGAAUAGGUGCCAGGGAACUGGGGAUGAUGCUCUUAAUCCACUGGGAGCUUUUACUGGCAGACCCAUCUUCUCGAACGGCUAUUCAAGCCCUGGAAUGAGAUCUGAUGUAAGCGCUUCACCAACUACCUCCUCAACAACUACGGGACCACCUCCCAAACUUUGCCUUGUUUGCUCAGAUGAGGCUUCUGGGUGUCAUUAUGGUGUCCUAACUUGUGGCAGCUGCAAAGUAUUCUUCAAAAGAGCCGUUGAAGGGCAACACAAUUAUCUCUGUGCUGGAAGAAAUGACUGUAUAAUUGACAAAAUUCGGAGAAAAAAUUGCCCAGCUUGCCGCUAUCGGAAAUGUCUUCAAGCUGGCAUGAAUCUAGAAGCUCGAAAGACAAAGAAGAAGAUAAAAGGAAUUCAGCAGUCUAGCAUGACUGCAGGGAGGGAUACUGCUGAAAGUCCUGUAAACAAGGCUAUAGUUCCUGCCUCCUUGCCACAGCUGACACCUACCCUGGUUUCCCUACUGGAAGUAAUUGAGCCAGAAGUGAUGUUUUCAGGCUAUGACAGCACAAUACCAGACACAACUUGGCGUAUAAUGUCAACUCUCAAUAUGCUAGGAGGAAGACAAGUGGUUGCUGCAGUGAAAUGGGCAAAGGCAAUACCAGGUUUCAGAAAUUUGCACCUGGAUGACCAAAUGACCCUUUUGCAGUAUUCAUGGAUGUUUCUGAUGGCCUUUGCUCUAGGAUGGAGGUCAUAUAAGCAGUCUAAUGGAAGCCUGCUAUGUUUUGCACCAGAUUUGAUCAUUAAUGAGCAGAGAAUGAAUUUACCCUGUAUGUAUGAACAGUGCAAACGUUUGCUGAUAGUUACUAAUGAGUUAGCUCGGCUUCAAGUUUCAUAUGAAGAAUAUCUCUGCAUGAAAACUUUGCUACUUCUCUCUACAAUUCCCAAGGAGGGCUUGAGGAGUCAAGCCUUGUUUGAUGAAAUUCGUAUGACCUACAUCAAAGAGUUGGGGAAAGCCAUAGUGAAGAGAGAAGGGAAUUCAAGCCAGAACUGGCAGCGAUUUUAUCAAUUGACGAAACUUUUGGACUCCAUGCACGAUGUGGUUGAGAAUCUUCUAAGCUUUUGCUUCCAGACGUUUUUGGAUAAAUCCAUGAGUGUAGAGUUUCCAGAAAUGUUGGCAGAAAUCAUCAGCAAUCAGUUACCAAAAUAUUCAAAUGGGAAUAUCAAGAAACUCUUGUUUCAUCAGAAGUGACUGCCUUAACACAGAAAGAUUGCCUUAAGAAAAAAAAGUCAAAUUAUAGCUUCUUUUUUAUAAACUAAAAGACUUGUUAAUUUUGUCCUUGCAACUAUAUUGGGUGUUCUUGUUUUUGUUCUUGUAAUUAUGCACUACAUGUGGUUUACAGAGGGCCAAGACCUAGGUUUCAGAAGCAGACACCUCAAAAUGAAUGAUUACAGGAAGAAGGAAAAGAAAGAAAUAUGGGUUGGGAUUUUUCCUCCAUGUACACCAACAUAUUGGCAGUAUAAGAUGCACCAAAAUCAGCGGUGUAAAGUUCAGAAUCUGCAUUGUCAACAUUCAGCUAGGAAUUUAUGCAGUUGGCUGGAUAAAAUUUUCUAGGUUUAUGUUUUGGUAUAGAUUUUUUUUGGGGGGUGGGGGUAUAGUUGAGGUAGCAUUUUUGAUUUAUGCAUGUAACAUGAAGAAAGUUUACAACUGUAUAUCAGAAAAGGGAAGUUGUGCCUUUUAUAGCUAUUACUGUCUGGUUUUAGCAAUUUCCUUUAACUUUAUAUACAGUGAACUAAGCUUGCUCAUUUUUUCUUACAUAAUUUUUGUACAACUUCAAGAUGCCUAUUGUACAGCUGUUUUUUAAGGUGGGGCAGCUCAUAGCUUAAUUUCUAGAUAUUACUCUAAGUAUAUAUGUGUGAAUAUAGGGUGACUUUUCUAAUCUAAUCAAGACUGUCAUAAGUGACCCUAUUAAAUCUGCCCAAUAAAUUCAGCCAAUUCAGUGGGUGGGGGGAAGGAUAUAAACAAUGUCCAAAUCUAACCUGAACACUGGAAACAUACUAUUGAUACAUGUCAUGUUCUGUCUUAAACAGCUCUGUAUGAACACUUUUUUUUUUUUAACAAUAGCCUAGUUACUUGCAUUUAAUGCAAUAGCCAUAAUUAUAAGAAUCUUGGGCUGGAUUGACAGUAACUAUCAGUCUUGAGUGCCCAUCAGGAAACCUUCAGGAAAAUAUGCAUAAUUUUUAAAAAGUUUACUUAUAAAUGGAAAAAAUUACCUUUUUUCCAUAUUCAAUUUAUUGCCAUAUGUGUGUACUUUUGUGUGUAUUUGUGUAUAUUAUAUAUACAGCGGCCACAAUCCAGUGCAGCUGUAAUGUGCAAAACAAAAUUGAUGUGCACAGAAAUUGGCAUGUAUACUAUUUUCCUUGGACACAACUGUAAAACAGUAAAACCUAUGUUUUGGGGUUUUUUAUUAGGAUACUAUUAGUGACCAAUUAGUAUGUUUUUCAUAACAAAGUACACUUGCCUCUCUGGGGUUCCCCAAAUUGCUUGAUUGCAACCUGUGGACCCCAUACCAGAGAAAUAGGAAUCUGCAGUGUUUGACUUUACUCCACCUCCCAAGAUGGGAAUCAGCAUGCACAGCUCUUAUCAUCUGUUGGGAAGGUGAUGGGCAAUGCCAGCACUGAUAGAUCUGAUAGCACUUUUUCAUCCAUUGGGCAAUGAAUACCUAAUGCAGAAGUGCCCUGGGUCUUGAGCUCAAGAGGGCCUACCCUCCCAGAAACCUUUUGCACUAUCUAUAGAGCAGAUCAGCAAGCAGAAAGAAGCCAGUUUCUGCUCACAGAUCACUCUCACUGGAUUGGGGCAAAUGUGUACACACCUGACUCAUUUUUAAGUUGAUGGCUAAAUUUCCAUUGACAAUUAACAGUCAGGAAGUGUGUGUGUGUGUGAGUGUAUACACACAUAUACACACACACACGUAUACAUACUUUAUAUAGAGAUACAUACAUAUAGAUACAUAUAGAUACACAUAUAAAAUAUCACUGAUUUACAAAAUAGUUAUAAUUAUGCCCAGUAUUUUAUGUUUAUUGUAAUGAUUCUUAAAAGAUUUUGCUUCAAAUAAAAUUUUUACCUUUAUGCAGAAAGUAAAAUAGACCAAACUACAGAAGAUGAAAGCUCUUAUCAUGGAAAAUAAAAAUCCCAAACCUGUGUAUGUUUAUACACCCAUUUUCACUUCAUUUGUCACUGACUGGUUCACCCAUCUUGUUUCCUGGAGAACAGGAAUAUUCCGCUACUGAUCUAGUGGUUUAGAGUAGGUCUUAGUUUCUGUACAGCUCCAACCCUUCUGUAUCAAACUACUAGUGUGCCAUAAAACAACCAUGUAUGUCUUGUGAGUUUUUCCUUGUUGUCAUUAAAAAAACAAAUCAACUUGUAAGCUGUAGUAGCCCAUCCUCUGAGCACCUUAGGAGUUUUCUGAAAAUUUAAAAUGCUAUGCCACUCUAAAGAAAGGAAAACAUGAUGUUUGCUCUUAGUGGCUUAAAUCUUUCUUUGAAAGAAAAUAGUAGAGCUUAAAAAUCUAACAAGGUUAACAAUCAAAAUAUUAUAUGAAGCUACUAAUAUAUGUGUUUAGUUUAUACUUUCAAAUAUAUAUUGUUUAGUAGUGUUUGAUGAAAAGAAUGGAAGGGCUACUACAGCUUUAAAAGCAAUUUAUCAAAUUAUUGUAAAAUAGCUUGUAUAGUGUAUCAUAAGAAUGGUUUUUAGAUGACAGAUUGCUUUAUCAUGACUCGUGAUAUAUUUUUUCUAGGGGUCACAAAUGUGUUGAAUGGUAACCCAUACAAAUUGUGGUUUGUCUGGAAGUAUUAAUCCUGGCAGCAUUGUUCUGAAGUAUCUAAAGAGGUACUCUAGUUUUAUUAUGUGUGUUUCAUUUUGUUGUUUUUCUUCUUUUCUUUUUUAAAGUAAAAGGAAUUUACCCAUAUUCAGUGGGAGUUCUCUGGCUGAAACCUAAAUGAUUAAACCGCUGUAAGAAACCAUACUGGCUGGAGGUUGGCUAUAGUAAUCCAGCCUGUGUGCUUGGUUCCCUCACAUUCCAGGGUUCAACCUGCAGCAGCUGUGCAGGUUUAUUUGACCUCCACUGCAAAAAAUGUAAACUGAAGUAGUGUGUUCAUACAGGCAUUUGCCUAUGCAUACAGACCACUGGAUAUCUGGGGUUUUUUUUCACGUUCAGCCUCACAGAGCACAGCAAAACAGCUAGACAAAUUUGGCAAUAAAAUGCAUACAGGUACCAGCAAUAUGUAAAUAAUAGAGCAUAGGUUGUUCACAAUCUACUAAAUACAUUUCUAUUAUUCAACUAAAAAUGUUCCUGGUAAAAUAGAAAUUUUGCCUGAAAUAUUUUGUCUUUUCUUAAUCCUUUUUAAAUGCUAGCUCAUAAAAGAAAAUCCCUGGCUAUUGUAGUCAAUACUUGGGAGUAAACUCUCACACUUAGUAACAGUGAUUCUUCUUCUUUGUGGUCUCUGUGUAGCCUCACAUUUUGUGUGUGGCUGUUCUGCAGAACAUUUUGGAAGCCUUCCAGUGCUUAGUUGGAGAACUUGCUUCAGCAUUUCUCCAGUCUGUAUUGCUGUAUUUCUCUGACCAUCACCCAAGCAGCAUCACUGAGAAUGUUCUCCAGCAGAGCUCUUCCACAGGUGGACCAGCUCCCUCACUAGAGUUAUAGAGGGUUCUAAAAAUGCUCUGUGGCACACCACGCAACUGUGUGAUUGCAUCAAUCACCACUCAGAACACCAGGUUCAGCUAAGCAACUUGUCUUUCUUCUUGAAUAAGCUCUUAAAAGUAUGUAUGAUUUUUAACAGUUAACCUAAGCUUCAGAGAGUAUUUUAACAGUAGUUUGCAAACCAUGGGAUGAAAUGUGUAUUCUGCCUGUUUUUAGCUAAUGCUAAUAAACUCAAGUAUUUGGUUUCUAAAAGGUUCCUGAAAAGAGAGAGCAUGAGACCCUGUCCCUAUUUCACAGGAAAAUUUGUAAAGUUACACUUGGGAAGUGACAUGUAUUAAACAUUUUAGUCCCUGAUACCAAGUUUAAGAAAGCUAGCAGUGUGUGCAUGGACAAAUGUCUGUGUGGUUGUUUACCAAUAUAAUUGACGUAUACUGAAAUCAGUACUAUUACUACAUACAAAUAAGUACUUUAGCAGUGGGAAAGAGGCUCUAAUUUGUUUGAUUUCGUAUAUUUGUUCAGUUUGUAGACUUUGAUUUCACAUUUUUUAAAAAAUACAAUUGCUGAUUGUGGGAAAGAACUUUCAAUUUAAAUGUGCUGUAAAGGUUUUAAACUCAAGCCAUUUAAAGUACAUAAGCAUUCAACAAAAACAUAUGUUGUUUCUUGUCUGGCUAGUUUUCUUUUGUUUUGUUUUUGUGCUGGGGGAAUCGGCACUUCAAAUAAAAGCAGGGAAAAUUCUGACUUCUGCCUCUUCAGUGCCUUGCCACAUCAUGCUGACAUGGGAAUUAUUGGAUAGUCCCAGAUAUGCAUACCGUAUGUUAGAUUUUCACAUGGGAAUUAAUAGGAAUGGCCUCUCAUAGGAUAUUUUAGGGCUUGCAGAUUGAGAUAAGAAAUGUUACAGCUCUUGUAUCAGUAAAGAAAGGACUAGAACCCAAGGCCAUAAACCUGAGCACACUGAAGUAAAGACUAUUAAAAUCUGUGGGACUGACUUCCAAGUAAAUGUGCUUAGCAUCUUGCCAGCCAGAGUAAACCAAAAAUACAACAUUGAAUAGUAUUGAACGCAGCAGCAGUAGAAAGUGCGCUCAAAUGUGGGAAUGUGCCAACUUAACUUUAAAACCAUAGUCUCUUAGCUUUACACUGUAGAGACCAGCGAGAAGGCAGUGGGUGGAGAAAUGAGAACUUGGGCUAGUCCUGUCUCCCAUACACACGGUGAGGAUGUUUACAAAUGGUAAGAGCACCCAGAUCGUAGGAUAGAUCACCAUGCCUUCAUUGUGUGCAGUAUGCAGAAUGUUGAUGGGACAAUUCUAUGUGAUGAUGUACUCUGCUACUGGUCAUGCCAGUAACUUGACACACCUAUCAUUGCAAAAAACAAAAACAAAAAAAACAACCAUCCCUAAUCGGAUUAAAUGGUCAAAUUGAUCCCAAUUUGGGAUUUACUUUAAAAAAUUCUGACACCAAUUAAAUUACGAAAAUACAAAAUUGAAUUAGAGUAUUGUGUGGGGGUACAGCCAUACAAGAUAGUAUUUCAGGUCUGUAAAUUCUGUGGCCCCAACAGACCCCCUAAUACCUUAGAUGUUGAGUUUUGAGGGGGGAAGGCCACCUUUUCUUUAUACAAGUUAUAUCCACAGGUUCACUCUUGCAUGCAUAUGGUCCCGAAAUGAGCAAGCUACACCUUGUGCUAAAAGAAAAGUGAAAUUCCAGAGAUGUUAUUCCACUUGCCCAAGUGGAAAAGUGAGAAGUGCAGUAGAACCUACCUGUUAAAUUGGUGUGCAAGUCUUCCCCUAGUGCUUGCACAAGCAUUUUACAGAAGAGAGUUAGUGGCUGUUUUCAUUCAAGUCAUAGUUCUAGGAUCUAAACUUAAUUCUAAAGAUAUAAAUAAAAUCUUGAAUGGUUAGCACCAUAUGCUGGUGUAUCAGAAGUUGAGAUUGAAUGCAUCUGACACAUCAAGAAAAGUGUCUGCUCAAAAGGGGGCGGAAGGAUAGGAAUUGAAAUACCACAAAUUAGGGCCCCAUUAUUUUAGGAGAAUGAAGUGGCUCAAACUAGGGGGGAAGCAUUUUUAAACAUUCUAAUAUUCCUUUUUGCACAGUUAAUACUCCCAAAACAUAGGAGGGUUUAUACAUAUACUUUUGAGAUUGGUUGAAAAGCUUUGGUGUUUCAGCCAUGUACCUUGUAGAAAGGGACCAGCGUCUUAGCCCCAUUCAGACUUGAGCCUCACCCUCGAUCUGAUCCAUAUUGAAAUUAAUCAGACUGUCACCCUGAAUGUACACACAUUUUUAUUCUAUUCUACUGACAUUAUAUAGGGACAAUAUUUUCAGGCAAGGAACAGAGCCUCAUAUUACUGGAAGAUAUUAGAUGACCAUUUUGAGGCUUUGGUUUUCUGGUAAAAGGCUGCGUGUAUGGAAAAUACCCUUUUCCCACCACUCCAACAGGCUUAAUAGCACGGAUUCAAUAGUGUGUCAACAUUCUAUUUUGUAUAUUAUACAAAAGACAUAUAAUGGGGACAAAUCCUGUAUCAUGCUGGUGUAUGGCAUUAUUAAAAAGCUUUUUUCAUUAUUUUUAAUCACAGUAAUUUUAAACUGUGUAAAAAUUAAAACAAGUGACUCCUGUUUAAAAAUAAAAAGUUGUAGUUUUUUAUUCAUGCUGAAUAAUUCUGUAGUAACAGUGUCUUUUCACCUACUCAGUGAAAUGUUGGACUGUAAAAUCUUGUGUGGAACUGUUGAGCAUUUAUUUUUCAUUUUAAAUUUUUGCUGUUCUAGUAAGUUCAAAGCCACACAUCUGUACAGAAGUUGCAGUAAAUGAAAGUCAUUUACAGCAAUGCUGAAUCAUGGACAGAGAUGACAUAAUAAAAAUCUGCUUUUUCAUUACA